Molecule: messenger RNA, 11813 nt
Organism: Dromaius novaehollandiae (emu)
Lineage: Eukaryota; Metazoa; Chordata; Aves; Casuariiformes; Dromaiidae
Gene: GLB1
Product: galactosidase beta 1
Exons: 16
Coding region: 121-1836 (571 amino acids)
Biological process (GO): carbohydrate metabolic process
Cellular component (GO): vacuole
Molecular function (GO): beta-galactosidase activity
Source: RefSeq, a predicted model, not a curated record
CGGCACGGGGCGGAGCAGCCCCGGCGGGGCAGUCAGCUGACGCCGCCGCCGCCUCACGGGACGGCGGGCCGAGGAGCGCCUUGUCCGCCGCUGCUUCCUGCUUUCCCGCUGCCGGCCGUCAUGCUGCGGCUGCUGCUGCCGCUGGCCGGCGUGGCGGCGCUCCUGCGGGCCGCGAAUAUACCCCAGAGAAGUUUUGGGAUUGAUUAUGACUGCAACUGCUUUGUCAAGGAUGGGAGACCUUUCCGUUACAUCUCAGGUAGCAUUCACUACUCACGGAUUCCCCGGUAUUACUGGAAAGACCGCCUGUUGAAGAUGAAGAUGGCAGGGCUUGAUGCCAUUCAAACGUAUGUGCCAUGGAACUAUCAUGAAUCCCAGACAGGCAUAUAUAAUUUCUCUGGUGACAGAGAUUUAGAGUAUUUCCUGCAGCUCGCUAAUGAAACUGGCAUGUUGGUGAUCCUAAGAGCUGGACCUUACAUCUGUGCAGAAUGGGACAUGGGAGGUUUGCCUGCAUGGCUGCUGGAGAAGGAGUCUAUUGUUCUCAGGUCUUCUGAUUCAGAUUACCUGGCAGCUGUAGGGAAGUGGAUGAGUGUCCUUUUGCCAAAGAUGAAGCCUCACCUCUAUCAAAAUGGAGGUCCAAUCAUCAUGGUGCAGGUAGAGAAUGAGUAUGGAAGCUACUUUGCUUGUGACUAUGACUAUCUGCGUUACCUUCAGAAGCUCUUCCGCCAGCAUCUUGGGGAUGAGGUGGUGCUGUUCACAACUGAUGGUGCAAGCAAGUGGUACCUGAAAUGUGGAGCUCUGCAGGGUCUUUACGCAACAGUGGACUUUGCCCCAGGUGGCAAUGUCACAGCAUCAUUCUUAGCUCAAAGAAGCAGUGAACCUACAGGCCCUUUGGUUAAUUCUGAGUUUUAUACUGGAUGGUUGGAUCACUGGGGGCACCGUCAUUCUGUUGUGCCCACACAAACAAUAGCCAAAACCCUUAAUGAAAUCCUGGCAUGUGGUGCUAACGUUAACCUAUACAUGUUUAUAGGUGGGACUAACUUUGCCUAUUGGAAUGGUGCUAACAUGCCCUAUAUGCCCCAGCCCACUAGUUAUGACUAUGAUGCUCCACUGAGCGAAGCGGGGGAUCUCACAGAAAAAUACUUUGCCUUGCGGGAAGUCAUUGGUAUGUAUAACCAGUUACCAGAAGGCCUUAUCCCUCCAACAACACCGAAAUUUGCUUACGGGAAGAUUCCCUUGCAGAAGGUGGGUACUGUGGUGGAGGUUCUUGACAAACUAUCACCUGCUGGACCAGUGAAAAGCACCUACCCCUUAACCUUUGUUCAGCUAAAGCAGUAUUUUGGGUUUGUACUGUACAGAACUAUGCUUCCAAAAAAUUGUACGGAGCCAACACAACUCUCUUCACCUUUAAAUGGAGUCCAUGAUCGUGCCUAUGUCUCUGUGGAUGGGGUUCCUCAGGGUGUCCUUGAAAGGGGUGAAUCACUUACGAUAAAUAUAACUGGGAAGGCUGGAGCAAAUCUGGACAUCUUGGUAGAGAACAUGGGCCGAGUCAACUUUGGUCGAUACAAUAAUGACUUUAAGGGUCUAGUUUCAAAUUUAACUCUUGAUCAAGAUAUACUUGUUGAAUGGGAAAUCUAUCCUCUAGACAUAGAUGGAGCAGUGAACCAUGACAUUAAUGGCCAGCCUGAGCAAUUAGAGAGAUCUGUUGGUAAUCCAUCAAGUUAUGAAGCACCCACAUUUUACACUGGUAGACUUUCAAUUCCUGGUGGGAUUCCAGACUUGCCUCAAGACACCUACAUCAAGUUUCCUGGCUGGACAAAGGGCUGGCUCUUAACUUGAGAGGAGUGGGCUGGGGACAGGCUGACUGCCAUGGUGCUUCCUCUGCAUGGUCAAAAGGAAUGAAGCUACACUCUGGAGUAGAAGGUGGGUGUCUAAUUCAGCCUCAUGUUGUGGGAGGGAUUACAAUGACCUAAGCACCAUGUGAAAACAAACCAAUGAACUUUUUUCACUUUUUUACAAUUAUUUAUUUUUGGCAUCACUGAGCUGAUUUUCUGCCUCCCCUACCCUUUUGUGAUGGUUUAGAGCAACUGGAUGGAUGACACAGACUGGCCUUCUGUGGAACCCUGAUGUAAAAAUGUGGGUUUAGGAAUGACUCAACUUUGUUUCACUCAAAUGUCUAUCUGUCCUGUUUCAUGGUUCAAUAGGUUUGUACAUAUAGUCAUUCAUUGCUUGGAAACUCUUGUUCAGCUAAAAUGACUCCUUUGGUCAAGUGACAUUUUGAAAAUCCCUGCGUUAUUUUUGUCUGUCUUUAAUAAUAUUCUCUUACCUUGUCAUUUUUCAUCAGCAGAUUUCAAAGCCCUCUUUCAAAAGAGGGGCAACAUUGUCCACUCUAGGCCAGUGUUUGCAGGAGAAGAGGUUUGUUUGGAGUGGCAGAAAGUAGAAAACCAUCCAGGCUUGGUAAGCCCGAGUCGCAGAACAUGGAAUCCAGAGCCCACCACUGAAUGGUGAGCUCCCCCUUGCACCAAAUGAAGCAAACCUGCACUGAGCACAAGUUUCAGCUCAGUUGCUCUCCCUGCACACGUUGAGUAGCUGUGAGUAUUACUGGGAGGACUGGGGGAGGUUCUUUGGACAGAGCAAUCAGGAUAACAUGCACCCAAAGGAGAUCUCUGGCUGCAUCAGGCACUCAACACCAAGUGCACAUAUGCGCAGGGUGUGAGCGGAGUGGCUACUAGAAGUGUCUGUUAGCUUCGUGGGGAAAAGGGGCUUUACGCUAGCUCUGUUUAAAGCAAUGUUGCACUGCCUGCUGGGUGCGGCCCGUUGAUUCUACACAUGAGUGGAUUCAGCGUCCUACCCUGCUGCAGCAUGUGUGCCCAGAGCCGGACCAGCCUUUGAGUUACUGAGUGCUUGGUGCCAUUCCUCACGGCCGCUCUUAGCCCCAAAUCUUUCUUACUGAGGAGUUACGGAUAGCCUACAGCUUGGUUUUUGCUUGCUGACCAUCAUUUAUACUAGUUGCCAUCACACCAGCACAAGCAGCACUUUCCCAGGCAAUAAGCAAGGUCUUUCACCAGUUCUGGUUCUUCCAAAAACGCCUGUUUAUUCUUACUGACUAGAGGCAUUGCAGAGCGUGUCCAAGAGAAAAUAACGGCAGAGUGCUUUCUUGCUUCCAAGUGCUUAAAUGAUCAUAGCUUAGUAAUUCAUAAUGCCUCUGCCAUCAUUGUCACAUCUGUGAGAAGAAAUGCCAUGCUGGCUUGGGAGGGGCGUGUUGUCAGGCUCAGUGACAUCUGUGACACUUUCCAGCACCUGACACUUGCAAUUUGCCUUGCUCUUCCUUUUCAAAACAGGCAAUUGAUGAGUUAACCAACCCCAUGAGGCUGUUUUUCCUAACUGAUUUAUUUAGUGGCUUGUAAUGUACUGAAUGAUAAGAAUUAACAUUCUUUUUCUUGGGAGGGAGACCAUUUUCUUAGUGCAGGUAGCAUCUUCAACAGUUUUUCUCAUUAUCUGCAUCAAUGUCUGAUCUUUGCAUGAAGAUGUCAGCAUCAGUGAACGACUAAUGGUAAUGCAUUCCACAAAUUAGUUAUGACAGAUAUGUGCGCGUAUCAGUAUUUAAGCAUGUUGCUCUUUAUUUUCAAUCUGUAUGUUGUAUCAUGUGAGAGAUCACGUGGACGCAAGCUUCCGUUUAUGUUUUGCUCUUUAGGUUGAUCAGAACAAUGGCAUAACAAUAUUUUUAUGUUUCUUCUCCAGCCCUUCCAUUAUGCAUUUGAACAUCUUGGCUGCUAUUUGUAGCCAUCCCUGAAUGCUGAGCAGGGACUUUGUUAUUGCUAGUCUAACAAAGAUCAAAGUCUUCCUACUGGGUGGUUGUGGUCCAGCCAAAAAGACACACCAAAAAUAUGUUCCAAGAGAAGUUUUUCAAUUUCUACUUUGUCUGCUACCACAUUAAUGAUUUUUGCCUAACUUUUUAUAUUUCUGCCAAAAUUCUCUUGUGGCUGAUUUAAAUAUUGCUGUGUGAGUUCCCUUCCUGUUCCAGACUUCUGAUUAAAACCAUGUAGAUGUGUGAGAAACUACUGGGGCAUCACACUCUUGGCCUUUUGCUCUGUUGUCAAAUACUACUGUUCUUUGUCUGGUUUCUGAAUUGACACAAUCUCUGGUUUUACUUUCUUUUGUUUUGUGAGGUAUGUCUCCAGUGAAUGAAAAUUGAGUCUAGGUGCUAAGUAUGUUUCAAAUGAAGAGCAUUCACUUAAAAUAUAUAACCAAGAUACUUCAAAUUUAUUCAAAUGUAUUCGCACAAGCUGGAAAGUAAACUUUUAAAACAUUUUAUUCAAAAACACUUAAAACAUUUUCUAUGUUCAUUAAAAUACAGAAUGGUCAUCCUGAAUUACAGCAAUUAGGUCAUUCAAAAUGCUUACAUACAUACCUACACAUAGGUACAUAUGGCAACUUGAAUACCUAAGAGAAAACAUAUCUAUAUUUAUAACACAAUGUAAUGCAUUGGCUUUGAGUCGUCGUGCACCUAAAGAGUACGCUUUGAGUGCGUUUUCUUAACAAGAGAGGGUGUAUCCUCUCCCUGAAAUAAACAUUUAACAGUGGCAGGUACAGUAACAGGUUACUAAGAGUUUGAAUGAACAAGUUCAGUGCAGAUCAAUUGCAGAAUUAAAAAAAAAAAAAAAACAAAAAACAUGGUAAUAACCGUCCUUCUCCUUAAAUAAACAAAGAUGUUUUCCAAAUGCACUUGCUGUUGACAAGAAGCUCACUCUCCUCUGCCUCUCCAUGCAGGCCAGUUGGUGAAAAAUAAGAAGCACAGCACAGUGCUUUGCAGCAAGUUGAGGCUGCUAUUACAUCUGAGCAGUGACUGGUAAUUGUAGCAGGUAAAAAUUGCAUGUCCAUCUCCUAGGUUACAUAUCUAGGACACCUUCUGUUAUUCUGUUCAGAAAAUCUAGAGGCAGAAGUCAAAGCUGAAGUAAGUUAUUAUGAGGCACUAACUUACUGUAAAAUGCACGUACACUUGCUUAGCUUUUUAAAGUUUCAGCUUUUGUCAGUUUGCUUUCUGGUAGGUUCAGCAUUUGGUCUGAAACAUAUUACAGAGCAUCUUGGUCCCCAGUAGACUGUGUGUGAAAUGAACUGGUAGAUUCAGUGUGGUAAGUGAUGUGAAGUCCACACCAUUUGCAAAUAUCUACAGGUAAUGGCCAGUUCAUAAAGAGCAUCUUUAGGUACUUCUUGAAUUUUUCCCCCAUGAAGAAAUAGAUGACUGGAUUGAGGCAACAGUGAAAAAGGCCUAGGAUUUCUGUUACCUGGAAAGCAUAGUCAAGAUUUCUGCUCACUUGACAGUUUCUAAAGACUCCUGUAAUUUCCAGGGAUUGCAAGAAAAUCACAAUGUUGUAAGGGGUCCAAAAGAAGAAAAACACAAUCAUGACAGCAAAGAUCAUCCUCACAGCCUUAUUCUUUUUCUCAUUUCUACAGUGAACUAAUGUUUUAAUGAUCAUGGAAUAGCAAAAUGCCAUCACUAUAAAAGGGAUUAGGAGCCCUAAAAUGUUGAUUUCCAAAGUGGAAAAGAGUUUCCAUGUUGUGAAAUUGCCUGGAUAUCUUGGCUUGCAGGUAGUAUAAUUUUGUUCCUUAAAAGAUUCUCUAAAUAUAAGUUCGGGAAUUGAGGCUGAAAGAGCUACUAACCAUACAAUAAGGCUAGUAAUCAGGCCGUAGAAGGCAGUUCUUGCUUUCAAGGAAAACACUGCACGAACAAUUGCCAAGUAUCUAUCUAUGCUCAUAAGCAUAAUAAAAAAUAUGCCGCUGUAAAACCCAACCAGAUAGAUCCAUGAAAUGAUUUUACACCAGGGUGUUCCAAAAAUCCAUUCGUCUACUGUGAAAUAAGACCAGAAUGGCAGGGAUAAAACAAAGAGCAAAUCUGAGAUGGCGAGGUUUAGCAGGUACACGUCAGUCAUGCUUUUCAGUCUCUUGUAUUUGAACAGGACCACAAUGACCAGAAUGUUUCCCAUUAGCCCAACCAGGAAUACGAGCAUAUACAGAAGAGGUAGAAAGGAGGCUGCAAACCUCUUGACGCUUUCCUUACUGCACGGUUUUGGAGCGUCGUUAUAGUUUUCAUAAUAGUCAUAUAAAGUUGAGAUUUCGACUUUAAAGGACUCUGUACUUGAGGAACUCAUUUUUCCCCCAGUUCCUGAGAAUGAAAGAGUAUAAAAACAUCAGUGACUUUCAGUUCACAUAGACUAUAUGGUUACUCCACAAGCUUCUAUCACGUUGAAAAGAAUGUAACUAGCAAUGACUGCCUUGCAAUUCUAAUGCAGUUUUCAUUGCAGGCUCUUAAAUAAUGUUUAAGCAUCAUGGGAUGCAUAUGCAUACUUGCAAAAAUACAGUUCUAGCAUGCAUGCACUCAGUCCUUGCAACACUGUGCAAGCGUGACAGGUCUAGAACACUGUUCAAGCUGUAGAAGGGAAAGCAAACGGGAAUGAAAGAUACAGACCACAUAUAUCAAAUCAGAGAGGGAUAAAUCCUGUGUGGAAUAAAGUAAAAAGCAAAGCCACUAUUCAUAGUGGUUAAGGGUUUCACCCAUCUUUUCAAUCAGGCAAACAUUACUGAAAGAAGACAGUAAUAAAAAUGCAUCUGACCCUUCCUUCUAAUGAAAUGACACUUACUGAAGGGUGACAUCAGUUUUCAGUAAGUGCUGUCUUCAGGGGCUACAUGAAUAACAAGAAUUUAUCAUUUUCAUAUAUAUGCUGUUCUCUAAUGGGCAGAAACAGAGUUUUAACUGAUGUUAUUUUGAGGUUGCCCAGAUCAUACAAUAGACACAAUGCAAAUAUGUUGCUCCUGUAUUUGUUUUUCACAUCAGAGCAAGUGUCAUUCUUUAACCUAAUAUAUCAGAAUUUUUGCAAAUGUGAGUUAUGUCCUUCCCCUUUUGUUUUUAUUUCUACAAAUGGGGAAAGCAGAGGAAGAGUGAGUAUCAUUGCUUUAUUCGUCUUGCCACUGUAUAUUGCUACUACAGAACAGUAAACGCUGGCUAUCAUUAACCUGACCCUGCCUGUGUGUAGUCACAGGCAUGACACCUUUCCAACCUAUGGUUCUGUUACAUUACACACAGAGAGGAAUUUAAUCUCAAUUACAAGUCACUGAGACCGUAUAGGGACAAAACUGUUCUACACCAAUGGUUUAGAGAUGGCAGCUCUACAGUAACUGUGUGUAAACAUAUUUGAAUCUAAUUUAGAUUCAGAAUGGCUAUCCUGCUUAAGUAUUUUAAGCUGAACACAUACAUACACAUACAACACACGUACACCCACUUUUGAUUAUGCAGAAGUUUUGAAAACUGCUAUAAAAAUUAUCUGAACAACAAAAGGUAAAUGAAAAAGCACAUAACUCUUUGCAGUCACACACAUGAUAAGCGUAUAUGAUACACAGCUGUCUCUGCAACUGCAUUUCAUAAAUGUUACCUUUGUCCCCCCUUUUGUCUCAAUUGAUGCAAAGAAGCUUCUUUGUUCUGAUGAUGAAGAAUCACUUGCUUCUCACCAGGUAGCUUGGUCAAUGAGGUGCUGCCAAGACAGUGAUACCCAACAGUUGCAAAAAGCAGCUGUCACUAGGUAGCUGUCUCUCAACGGAAGCUUUGUACUUCCUUACAGAUUGUACCACAAGUACUUCUCUCCUCAGUGCUCACCCGAGAAGGUCCUUUAAACUCAGAAAAAAUACCAAGUGCAUCUUACAAUCUGUAAGGAGGUACAAAGUUUCCACUGAAAGCUUGAUUACUGAGGUAAAAGAAAAAGUAGUUUUAUCUUACCCAAUAAUCAUUAAAAGCAGAUGUCAUUAGGUAGCUGUCAUUUGCCAGAAACUUUAUUCUUCCUUAUGGGUUUUAUGACACAUCUUAAACUCAGAAAAAUAAAAUUUAAAGGACCAUUUCUAGUGAGUAGAGAGGAGAAAAGCACUUGGUUUGUAGGAGGUGUGUUCUAGACCAUCUAGAUGAGGCAACUAAUUUUGUAAGUUACACUGUGUAAUUGUAGAAGAAAAGAGCUGUAUAGAUUUAGGAUAGGGAAGUCUCCUUUCAUUCAUUCUUCUGUGACUUUCCUAACCUCUGCUUAUCUUCCAAAGAAACCAAAUAAAGGCAUAUUAAUUCACACUGCCUCUUUGCUUGGUGAAGGAUGUCUCCUGUAGCAAGUUUUAUAUACAGCAAAGCUACUCCCUACCACUGACCUAGCUUAAAUGGUGAUAAUGGUCACACUGCAAAAUAACAAAUAAUGAAUAGUAUGGUGGUGGUGGUGGGGGGGGGGGUGUAGGAAGCUCAACACUUUCUAUGAGUUUCCCAGAAAAUGCGAUGGGCCCUGUUUGUCUCUCUCUGGAUCUUGGGAGGAGGGGGGAAGGGGUUAAUUUUGGAAGAGCACUGAGGAUGUGUGCUAUUCAAAUGGGAUGGUUUUGAGUCCCUACUGCAGAACAGCUGUGCUAGCAGCUGGCAAAGAGGAGAGAAUAGAGAGCCGGCUCUCAUUUAUAUCCCUGAAAGGCCAGCCAGAUGGAAGUGAAAGCUGUUUCUUAACAGUGGAGACUGCUUGCUUGUUAUCAGAAGAAACUACAGAGUCAUGAUGAGAAGUAAAAACAAAAAAGGUAUAGGAGGUGGUUGGAAGGAGAGAAAGAGUCAUAGAUUUUUAGUCCAGAAGAGAUGAUAUAUCUUCUAGGCUAACCUCUUCUGUUUUUCUGAACACAGGUAUAGAUUUUCAUUCAGUUAUGCUAUUUAUUGCUAUCUUAUGUGCCUCUGACAUUGUUGCUAUGCACAGUAACAUGUUUGGCUGAAGUGUUUCUUCCAGAAAAGCAUCCAGAGUUCAUGUGAAAACAACGUGAGAUGUGAGAUCCACUGAUUUCAUGUUUCUCCAGAAGAAAAUAUUUGUAUGGGAAGUAGCUUCUCAGUCAUCUUCCAUAAGCUGCACAGAUGGAGAUUUUUUAAACUAGGAGACUUUCCUUCAGUGCAGGUUAUUUUUCUGCAGAUCAUGUAUGUCUUCUCUUUGGUUUGCUAACAGUCCUUUGAAGAUGUGGACAUCAGAUGAACAGGCAAUGCUGUGAUGCCAGUUUCAUGAGUUCUGUUCACGGAAGUGAGAAGCUGGGCUUCUUGCUGCUCUUUUGUCCAUGUAAGGACCUCAUUAAUCUGUGCUUUGAUCUGUUGUUGCAAGAGGGGGCGUAGGUUCAGUUCUUCACCCACAGUGGCAUAAAACAUUUCUCUAAGCAUCCGCUUUUUAGGAGGAAACACCUCCUGCUCUGUAGGUUUUGCCCUCCGUUACCUUUCACUGUAACACUUUGGCCUCAAUAAAUGGCCAUGCAUUUGCAUGUCUGUCUUGUCCCACUGAUAGUUUUCUAUUCCACCAACCUGGAUGGCUUCUUUGAAUUCUAUCAGUGAUGAUUUUUUGUUGAUUUCCAGAUGAAGUCGUGAAUAAAAUUGAAUCUAGACAUGAUCCCUCUUCUACUCCAUAAGAACCCUUCUUGGUUAAGGCAUGAUUUCUCACCAUCAGCAACCUUUAGAGGUCUGUCCGCUUGUCCUUAACAUAUAUGCCACACUUCAGAUAUGCUUCUGAUUUUUCAGUCAGAAUGUUACCAGAAACCAAGUCUGCAGCACUAUGGAUGCCAGGUUAACACAAUUUGUAUGACAUGAAGAAGGGGCCUAUCUGGCAUAUAUCCUUUCCCUCAGAGGAAAGACUCUCAAAUCAUGAAUGCUUCUUAAGCAACUGAAUGCACCUUUCUGUAUCUGCUCGCUGCCCUGAGUGGAAAGCUGGGCCACUGCCACUGUAGGAGUGGGGUGGGAAGGGCUCCGGUGUGGAGCAGCUGUGGUAGGAGGGAGAAGUGGCUGGCCCACAGUGGCUUGCAAAGCAGCAGUGGCAUUGCAGAAGCCUGCUAUAUCAAUGCAUUUCAUGUUACAUCAGUAAAUGAGAAGUGCCCUCUUCGUAAGAAGACUUUGAGGAAGAGCGUGUCUUCAGAAAGAGAAAUAAUGGAAGAAGAGGAAUGUUCAGCCACAAAAAGAGAAGAGAAACUAUGGCUAGAAAUGAUGAAAACUUAGGAUGUGUGAACUUCAGAAAAAGUAUCUACCAGUUUAUGAAAAUCAAAAAGAUAAAAAUCAACCCAGAGGCACCUUCUGAUAGCCUGCCAAUGAAAAGAGUACCUGGGAGAGCCUGUAAGGAAAACUGAGGAAAAGAAGAAAAGCCUGAAAAAAGAAACAAAGCUCUGAGCAAAUUACAGAAUGCUGAAAAUGGAUGAAAGGUGUUGUGAGUGAAGGGUGUUCAAUGGCUUAGAGAGAAGGAAGAGUAAAAGGACUAAGUGUAACUGUGGUCCAUAAUGGAGGAACUCUGAGGUCCCCUUCUGAUGUGGCAAGGUAUAAUAUUUCAGUUCCUACUCAGAGAAGAAGAACCUGGCAGAGAUUAACAGAAGGGAUUUGCCAUUAACCCAAUGACAUGAGACAGUGACAUUAAAAGGAAAGGGAGGAGCGAUCUCAAUGAGAUGUAGAGAAUGUUACUGUAAAAAUAACGGGUUGGCAGGGGAAGAGGAGAAGAAAGAAGAGGUCUUGCCUAUUGCCUGGCUGGUACCAGCUAUGUGGCAUUGACCAAAUGAACAGAGUAUCAUGACACGACAGGGAAAUGAACCAAAGCCUGGCUGGGAGGAGACUAAAUCUCUAUAUGGGCAAGUGGAGGCUACAUUAAACCAGCAGAAGGGAACUUAAUAAAAACAAAAAGCAGAGCAACCCAUACCAAGAAAACCUCACUUCUCACCAAGAGAAGAUGUCAGCCACUUCCCCUUGUUAUGGAAAGCCUUAUCAUUAACUUGUCAUUUCACAGGAUACACAAGAGGCUGCCCAAAGGAAUGAUUGGAGAGGUAUGCUUAUCUAGUCCGCUAGCUGGACCUGUUGCUGAGAGAUACUCACCAUUGACAUGCAAGCGCAUGAUCUAUUCCCUGUGAUAUCAGCAUUGGCUGGUACUAGAUGUUUCAGAGGUGUUUAUUAUAGAAGUCUGUGUCUGGAAGAGGCUGUCGCUGGAGAGAGGCAGUAACUGAAGGAAGAGAAGUAUUGCAAAAAUCAGUAUUUUGACAAGUACAUGGUUCAGACAGCCAAAGUCACAGUUGCACAGACAUUUACCUUACUCCAGAGCCUUCUCCAUCAGAUGGCCAAUGCCUUCUUGUGUGAUCAGGCCUUGUGCAGUUUUCUUGCAAUUGAGUUGAAUUUGAAUCACUCAGUUUGUAUCGUUGUAAUGCCAAUCCUUACUUGUUAGCAAGGUAUUUAUGCCAUCUAGUCACUGUGUAGUUAUCUUCCUGGUAGUUUUCAAUUUAUGCCAAACUUACUGUGCAUUACUAAAACGGCAGCAGUCUGAUUAGAGAAGUAAAAAAGGAAGUGAAUUAAUUUCUUAUUUGUAGAGACAGCCAUCAUCUACACUGUUUUCCCAGUGCAUUUGUAAUUUCCCUGCAAACUUCUUGAACAUUCAAAUUUCCUGUGCCUAAGAUGGCCGUUUGUGCUGACAAGCAUAAGAUUUAUGUCUAAAGUGGUCAUGACUAUUUUCCUUGCAUGACAACAAUGCAAUUCCCUAUAUCUUGCAAUUCCCUAUAUCUUUUUUCUUUCUUUCUUUUCUUUUCUUUAAAUUGUCCGGUCCUAUUCAUUUUGCCUUUUGUAUCCACUGGCAAUUUUGUGAAGUGAUACUGGCUGUCAUUUUUCUCAGCCUAAUUUGCUUUCUUUCCACAUGUAGUGCUUGCAAAUCUGCUAUAUUCAGAACUCCUCAUAAAAAAGAACUGAAACUUUAAAUCUUAAGCAUGACAGAAAGUCUUUGUUUAUGCUGAAUUUUACUUAAAAUAAAAAUCACUGAUGCAAAAAA